UGCCCCCUGUCUGGCUGUUCGCGCUCCGUCUCCCUCUCUCACAAGGCAAAAUGGCGACUGAGAGUGAGCAACGGCCGGACAGCGGCGACCCUCCGUCCGAGGAACGAGCCCCGAACAGCAGCCAGAAAUCUGAAUUUGACAUGGACAAUCUCAGUAAACCAGAACUACUGACUCUUCUUAGCAUCCUUGAGGGGGAACUGGAAGCCAGAGAUCUGGUGAUAGAAACCUUGAGGUCUCGACGGAAGGAUGUUUUUAUCCAAGAACGCUAUGGGAGGUUCAAUCUUGGCGAUCCAUUCCUGGCUCUGCAGCGAGACUAUGAAGCAGGUGGUGGAGAUGGCAGCAAGGAUAAGCAGCCCAUCUGCGCCAGUCCACUAUCCAUAUUGGAAAUGGUCAUGAGUCACUGCAAAAAGAUGCAGGAGAGAAUGACUGCACAGUUGGCUGCUGCUGAAAUCCGACAUCGAAAGGUCAUCUUGGACCUUGAAGAGGAGAGGCAUAAACAUGCCCAAGAUGCAGCCCAGGGAGAUGAUGUUACAUACAUGCUAGAGAAAGAGCGUGAGCGUCUUUUACAGCAGGUGGAAUUCGAGAAAUCCCAAUUAAAACAACUGGAGACCGAGAAUAAAAAAAUGUCCACACAAUUUGAAGAAGAACGUAUCAAAAAUAAACAACUUGUAAUGAUGCUGGUAAAGGAGUGCAAACAGCUUGCUGGCAAAGUAGUAGAUGAAAGCCAAGCUUUAGCAGAAAUCACCAAAACGCUAGAGGAAGAACAAAAAAAGAACAAUGAAUUAGAGGAAGAAUUGAUGAAUGAGAAAAAGAAAAGUGUCCUGAUGGAAGCUAAAAUGGAAAAACAACUCUCAGAGUUUGAUAUCGAAAGAGAACAGCUCCGUGCCAAACUUAAUCGUGAGGAAAACCGUACCAAAGAUCUGAGACUAGAAAUUGAGAAUUUCAAGAAAAUGAUAGAACUUAACUGUACAAGUGAAAAUGAAACUGGUUCAUUGUCCAGUAGUUUAAGUAAAGACGUAGAUGUUGGAUUAAGUAAGCAAAGUAUGUUAUCUGUUGCUUCCCAAACAGAACCUUCGGUUGAUUUUCCCAGUGAAAGUAACACUAAAAAGGCAGCUUUAGCAGUACCAGUUAAACCAUCUGCAGGAAAUUCUCUGUCAGUGGGAGGCACAAAAUUGAGCGUGUCUGGCAAUACACCUUUAGCAAAGCCAGUUGGUGAUAAACUGCUAACAACAAUUAGUUCAGAAGACAACCCAACGCAAUCCAAAGUUGUUCCUUCCACUUUGGAGAAUGGACCCUCAGUCAGCACCAGCCCUGGUCCCUUGUCGGGGUCAUUACCCCAUUUGGUUACUGGUGCAUCCCUGUCACUAGGCAAUACCAUUGUUCCCUCCCCCCCUUCUUCAGCAACGUCAUCACCAUGCCCAUCACCGGGAUCGACUAUGCAGACUUUGAGUUCACCAAGUUCUUGCACAUCUAUGCAACCAGGACUGAGUCCAAGAAUUCAAGCUGCUCGAUUUAAAUUUCAAGCCCAGGCUGGGGAUCAGGGCAGUCCUGUGAUGGGGCCCAUGUCACGGGAUUUGUCACCCACUAAUCGGGAUAAUUCUCCUGCCAAGCAGCUGGCUCGGAAUACUGUCAGCCAGGUUCUUUCAAGGUUCACAGGUCCUCCAAGCAUAGUUAAACCACCUUGUACGAACAGUACUUCUCCAUUUGGCACAGAAAACCGGAAUCUUACUGUUAGCAAUUUAAAACCUGGAUUGGCACAUUCAGCAACAGGUGAGGGCUCAUCUUAUCCACAGGUUGUUGGUAAAAUUACCAGUUCUCUGAAUGUCUCUCCUACUGGAUUAAAAUCUCCCACAGGAGCAAGAGUUGACCGAGGAAAUCCACCACCUAUUCCUCCAAAAAAGCCGGGACUGUCACAGACUCCAUCCUCCCCUCAUCCACCAUUAAAAGUUUUUAUGGAUGGGAGCCGUUCCCCAACUGUUGGGUUUAACACUCGGACGGAAGGUAGAACCAUGGCCUCAUCCUCUUCCAGUCCACAUCCAGGAAUUAAGGGAACUAAUGAGGAGAUUCUUCCAAAGACAGCAUUGCCACAAUUGCCACCUAAGCCAGCGGUGGAUAUAGCAUCUACUGGCUGUGCUGCCCCUGCCGUGGCUGCAUCUCAGGUGGGUGCUAGGCCUUCCUUAUCCCCCAAGCUGAACCAAAGAGCAUGUUCAGAAUGUUCCCCCAUCAUCACCACCAUCGCCUCUACCACCUCCAUUGACCUUGCUAGUACAACCAAAAGAACCUCUUCCAUUAGACCAUGUGGUACAGACAAUCUACUGAUCACAUCAUCAGGCAGGUCUCCCUCCUUAAUUCCUUCGUUAAUGCCUGGUGGUCCUGUCCCCCUGGGUGGCAGGUCCACUCUGCUUCACCAAGCUGCUGCCCAGGGAAAUGUCACUUUAUUGUCAAUGCUGCUAAAUGAAGAUGGAAUUGAUAUUAAUCAUCCUGAUGAGGAAGGUUCAACUGCCUUGUAUUCUGCUGCUAAAUAUGGAUAUACAGAUUGUGUAACAUUACUGCUGAACUCCGGAGCACAGGUUGAUGCUGUUGGAAAGAAUUUAUUCACACCAUUGUGUGCAGCUGCUGCAGAGGGACAUGUUGGAUGCACUGAAAUGCUCAUUGCUAACGGUGCAAGUAUAAACUAUGCUGCUGAAGAAGAUCAGACUCCUCUGUAUCUAUCAUGUAUAAAUGGACAUCUUGAAUGUACACUUAUUUUAUUGGAAGCUGGAGUGGACUAUAAUACAAUGACUAUUAAUGGCUGGACUCCCUUUCAUGCAGCUGUGAAUUCUGGUCACAUAGAUUGCCUGAAGCUUCUCAUGUAUCAUCGAGUAUCUGGGGACGGAAGGUUUGCUGAUGACUCAGAGCACAAGUCCAGCUCCAUAGACCCUGAAUGUGCAGAAGGCAGUGAUAAAUUCAGAGUGGAGAAUAUGGUUUCAGCUGACCUAAUCAACCAUGUUGACAAAGAAGGCUGGACAGCUGCCCAUAUUGCAGCAUCUAAAGGUUUUAAGAAUUGCCUGGAAGUGCUCUGCAGGCACAGUGGAUUGGACCCAAAUAGGAAAGAUAAAUAUCAACGGACUGUACAUGAUGUGGCCACAGAUGACUGCAAACAUCUACUGGAGAAUUGGAGUGCGCACAGGGUACUGCUACAAAUUUCCAUGAAACAUAGUGAACUGGUUUGUAGCAGUACUGAACAUGUUGAGAAUAACGUUACAGUUGGCAGCUUGAUCAUCCACAUACAGACUACCUGGGAUGACUUAUCUAAAGCUGUAACAAUGACACUGAAGAAUCACUACAAAACUGUCAUGCAUGGAUGGGAAUUGCCAGAGGCUUCAACAUUUCUGAAUAGCACCGAAUACAGCUUUACUUCAAGUGGCAUAUCUGCAAUUGAAAUAGGUGAUGAAAUUUGGAUACCAGGACAAAUUUUGAUGGCCUCUCCUUGGUCGUUGAUAAACUGGAGCCAAAAUAACUUCGUCACUGUAUUCUUAAAUGUUUUACAGGAGGGGUUCCUUGACAGCAUAGCUUAUGAAUCUCUCAUUCCCAUCUGUAUACUUCAGAACUACCUCCGGCUGGUUGAACAAUAUCAUAAUGUAAUUUUUCAUGGGCCAGUGGGAAGCUGUCAAGACCAUGUUGCACAUCAAAUAGCAAACUGUAUUAAGCACAAGCAGGAAGCUAUUGGUUCCAGCUGUGAAAUAAUACAAAUUGAGAUGGAAACGAGUUUAUCAAAGGACCAGCUAGUGGAGCUGUUUAUUCAAAGUGGUAUCUUGGUACCUUUGAGUCAGUCUUUCGUUACUGAGAAGGUAACUGUUGUCCUGAUGGAAAACCUGGAAACAGCUACUUCGCUAUCAGAGUUUCUGGGUGAACUACUGGAUGCCCUAGAAAACCGGGGUGCUGAAAAUCCCUUCACUUUCCAGCAUGUGAAUGGGACUUCAGAUACCUAUUACUUCCAAGAAAAUAGUUUUCUGAUAGGGACAAUGACAAAGAUGAAACUUCAAAGUUCAGACUUGAUGGUGCAACAACAUUUUCGAUGGGUACAGCUUCGAUGGGAUGCAGAGCCCAUCAGUGGUUUGCUUCAAAGAUUCCUCAAAAGACAACUCAUUCACAAGUUCCAAGGCCAGUUACCAGCUCAAGCUGAUCCUGUGUGCAAGGCUGUCCAGUGGGUAUGCUCAGUCUGGUACCAGCUGAAUUCCUACUUGUCCCGAUUAGGAACACCUGAAGCAUUGAUGGGACCAAGAGAUUUCUUUUCCUGUCCAAUCAUACCAGGCCAGGUGCAGCCUAUAAUGAGGUGGAUGGCCAACUUGUGGAAUAAUGUGAUUGCUCCCAGAGCAGAAGAAGCUAUACUUUCCAGAGCCUCAGUUAAAAGGUCUCGACAAGGGCAGCCUGUAAAUAAGAGCCUUAAUCCGGGGCAACAGGCAGUAGUCAAGGCUGCACUGAGCAUCUUGCUUAAUAAAGCUGUACUGCACGGCUGCUCUCUUUCCAAACAAGAGCUUGAAGAAUGUGCACCAGAAUUUCAAGGGUGGAGUUUUCCUUUAACCAUGAUAUCCAAUUACAAGACCAGCAAAAAGAAAAUUGACAACGAUGCUUGGCGGAAAGUGAGCACUACUCCUCACAAAAAGUCUGCGCAUUCAAUGUCACAGUCAUGGAGCAAGCUCAAAGGGAAAAGGGAGGGCAUUCAUCUCGUGUCAGAAUUGCCAAAGAACUUCAACAAGUUGAAUACGGCAACAAAACUGCAUUCCCUGGAGAGUAAUCCGCUGAAGACUUCAGAUCUAGAGCAAGGAUUAUCUCUGUACACUGAUGAAGAUGAAGACCUCAUCAAUGAACUCCAGAGUAUGUGCUUAAGCAAAUCUGAAUCUGAUAUAAGCAAGAUUGACACGUCAAAGGAUCUUUUCUUUAUGAUUCCUGGUUCUCAGAGUGAUCAAUCAUCCAUAAGGAUGCUAAAAGAUCAUGCUGCUCACUUACCAGCAACAAAGGUUUCUGAUUGUACUCUAAAAAAUGGCACACCCACGUCAAGUAGCAACAUUAAAAGAGUGAGUAGAUUGGGCAUCUCAAGGGUGAAAUCGCACCUACCUGUACUCCUGAAUAACACACACCGUAUUCACCACAGCAGCAGUAAUACAAGGCAUUUAGAAUCAAAUAACAAUACAACCAAGGAGAAUUGGAACCUCGGCAAAACUGAACAUGAUGCCAAUAACAACAAAUAAGAAGAUAAUUCUCUCAGAUGACAUUAUUUCUGAGUCUUCAAUUUAACAGUGUAAAACAUAGAUCUGUAAUAUAUUAAUGAAAUGUAAAGUUGCUCUUUAUUGCUAUAUGUUUAUUUGGGACCACAGUGAUUAUAUAUUGAGUAUUUGAUAGUGCUGUGAUAAAGCACUAUUUUUAGUUGUUACCUUUUGGUUUUAUUGAAUUCUCGGGUUGUGUACCUAAAAUGGUUGUUUUUUUUGACGCAAGAAGAAUUUAUAUAAAAAGCAAAUGGUUUGUUGCACAUAUAAACAUUUGCAAUCAUUGUUAACAUUUUUUUAUUCAGGGUUUUUCCACAGAAUUAUAUAUAUUAAGAAGCGAGAAGAACCAUGUGAUACAUACUUGGUAUCCAUGGCAUGAUAUGUGUAAUAUACGCAAAUGUAUUUACAUUUUUUAAUAUUAAAAAAACCUCUUUUCAUUGGAUUUUAUCCAGUGAAUAGAAUGUGGCAAUAAAUGUUAAUGCAAAUGCAGAUUUUCAUUCAAUACGAGAAGCCAUAUUAAAUGUUUUAAUGGAAUACUAUCUCUUCAUAAUUUCUCUUUUUUAAUGUAAUUUAUGGUUAGUCACCAGUCCGCAGUUAUACUGCAAUGGCUAACACUUCACAGUGCAUGUAUGGAUAAAUGUUACAGUUUGUAUAGAACCCCUCCGCAGAAAUCUUGUACUUAUUUUUUAAAAUGAAUGUAAUGGAAUUUACUGAAGUAAAACAUAUGAAGGGA
Messenger RNA from Pristis pectinata (smalltooth sawfish), 5979 nucleotides. It is a transcript of the gene cttnbp2, whose product is annotated as cortactin binding protein 2. NCBI's taxonomy places the organism in Eukaryota, Metazoa, Chordata, Chondrichthyes, Rhinopristiformes, Pristidae. The transcript is spliced from 24 exons. Gene Ontology annotation, molecular function: protein binding. Gene Ontology annotation, cellular component: glutamatergic synapse. Bases 51 to 5231 code for a protein of 1726 amino acids. The record is from RefSeq and is a predicted model, not a curated record. Gene Ontology annotation, biological process: regulation of synapse organization.